This is a messenger RNA of Pseudogymnoascus destructans, 2356 nucleotides long. RefSeq lists its product as uncharacterized. The coding region runs from base 340 to 1875 and encodes 511 amino acids. The transcript has 4 exons. Gene Ontology annotation, cellular component: membrane. The record is from RefSeq and is a predicted model, not a curated record. Gene Ontology annotation, molecular function: transmembrane transporter activity. NCBI's taxonomy places the organism in Eukaryota, Fungi, Ascomycota, Leotiomycetes, Thelebolales, Thelebolaceae. Gene Ontology annotation, biological process: transmembrane transport.
GUCAUGGGGACCGGAGGAGCGAGGGAGCUGGUGGUAACGUACGUAUCAGCGCCAGCAAUGACUAAAACAUUGCUGAGCACUCCAACUCAACUCGGGAUAUCUCAACAAAUAUUUCGUCCAUGCACUCCUUCAUGGCACCUGUCGUACCUAUCUCGCACGUGUCUAAACCAUCCCCCCCAACCCCACCCCCAGGGUCGUGACUUCUUUGCAGUGUCACGCUGCAAUUUAUUCGCGUCGUCGUAAAAAUAAAAAAUCUCCUUCUCCUGCGUCGCUGUUUUUGCAAUUGCGUUGUUGUGCUAUUCACUCGUUUUGCAAUAACACCGGAGGCGUCUACCAUGGAUGAGAAAGAUGUCGGUCCCAGGCGACGAGACCCCCAGCAUUGAUGGGCAGUCGACCCAUUCGCCUGUGGAGGGCAGCAUCGAAAGCAAAGAUCUCGAUAAGGCGUAUCUCUACCUCAAUCACCAGAGCGAGGCCGCUGAGACAGUUGAUCUCAAGGCUUUGCGACGAAAGAUCGACUGGUGGAUCGUCCCCAUCAUGCUUGCAUCCUACACGCUGCAGUUUAUUGACAAAGUCGUCAUCAACUAUGCUGCUGUCAUGGGAAUCACCAAGGACCUAAAACUAGUCGGCAACGACUUCUCAAACGCCGCAUCCGCCUUCUUCAUUGCAUACCUCAUCGCCGAAGUCCCCAAUGGCUACUUCCUCCAAAAGGUCCCCGUUGCCAAAUGGCUCGCCGCCAACGUCUUCCUAUGGGGCGUUGCCACUGCCUGCACCGCCGCCGCCUUCAACUAUCACUCUCUGCUCGUCGCGCGCAUCUUCCUUGGCAUCUUUGAAGCCUCAAUAGCACCCUGCCUCAUGCUCAUCAGCAGCCAGUGGUACACCAAGUCCGAGCAAGCCCCCAGAUUCAGCUUAUGGUACUGCGGUCUCGGCGUUGGCCAGAUCAUCGGUGGCAUUGUCUCCUUCGGCUUCCAGCACGUGGAGCACUCGAGCCUUAAGGGAUGGCAGUUGAUGUUCAUUGUCCUCGGCGUCAUCACGAGCUUAGUUGGUGUCGCAACAUUCUUCAUCCUACCCGAUACGCCCAUGAAGGCCAAGUUCCUCACCGAGGCCGAGAAGGUCGCCCUCCUGAAGCACGUCUCCGUUAACCAGACCGGCAUCGAGAACCACCACUUCAAGCUGACCCACAUCCUCGAGGUCCUCAUGGACGUCCAGAUCUGGCUCAUGGUCAUUCUGACAGUCCUAAUCUCCGUCUCCAGUGGCGUCAUCACCUCCUACUCCUCAACCCUCAUCUCGAACUUCGGCUUUUCCAAGCCCCAUUCCGCCCUCCUCAAUAUGCCCGGCGGCAUCGUCUCCAUCGUCUCGACCCUCGUCGUCGGCUUCGGCGUCCGCCACACCUCUAACCGCUGGGCCUGGAUCGUUGCGUGCUGCAUCCCCGGUAUCCUCGGCGGCGGCUUAAUGUCGUUCGCCCCCAAGACCAACCGCGCUGCCCUUCUCGCGGGUAUCUACCUCGUCAACGCCAUCGUCGCAACGCUCGUCGUGAUCUACCAGUGGACUGUCGCCAACUGCGCUGGGCACACCAAGCGCGUCGUCGCAAGCGCACUCAUCGCCGGCAGCUUCUCCAUCGGCAACAUCAUCGGCCCACAGACGUUCCAGGCCAAGGACGGGCCGGAGUUCCGCCCCGCGAAGAUUAUUGUGCUGGCGACGCAGGCGGCGGGCGCGGCGGUUGCGAUGGUGCUGUUUGGGUACUAUGUGUGGGCGAACAGGAGGAAGGAUAGGAAGGGAGCGCCAGCGGCGGGUUUGUCUGAGGGGAGGGACACGGAGGCGGAUGCGUGGAAUAAUAGGACGGAUAAGGAGAAUAAGACGUUUAGGUAUGUGUACUAAUUUGUGGGAAGAGGGGGGGGGGGUUGUGUAUAUACUUCUGUGUUGGUUUCGGUGGAGGGAAUAUUGGGGCCAUCGGAGUGUAUUUACCUGCCAUCUUCCCUAAAUAUACUGCCUGAUAAUAGAGCCAAAGAUUUCUCCAGAGCUGGCGCUUCUUACUUGUUUCCAAUGUCUCCUUAGUUGGCUGUGACACAAAAUCCCACCUGAAUCCCUCAUGCGCACUGAAGCACCCAUCAUGUUCUCAUCAAUACUAGACGCACCUGCGUGAGAGGCGUAUUAAUUUAUAACCCCUGUUGAAGUCCAAGAUUGAACCACUGCCACUUCGUAAAAAAGCAAAGAUAUGAGAACACGAGAGACGAGAGAAUAGAAACAACUUAAAACAAGGGGGACGUGACACAAAACAAAAUGUGAAACGCAAAAACAUGAUUUCCUUCGCGCAAGUGCUGCAUCAAAUAACAAAUAACAAGUUAUAUGGACAACGUCU